Molecule: messenger RNA, 1649 nt
Organism: Neurospora tetrasperma FGSC 2508
Lineage: Eukaryota; Fungi; Ascomycota; Sordariomycetes; Sordariales; Sordariaceae
Exons: 2
Coding region: 1-1557 (518 amino acids)
Molecular function (GO): FAD binding; oxidoreductase activity
Source: RefSeq, a predicted model, not a curated record
AUGAAAGGCCUUCUCUCCCUUGCCAGCUGUCUUGGCAUAUUUCACACGCUGGUUGCAGCUGCAACCAUCCCAUCCUACUUUGAGCGUUCUCCAUCAACCCCUCGCAAGUUGAGCGUCGCCCAAAUCCAGCGUGAACUUGGUUCACGGCUCUCGAAGAGCACCAUCAUUUUCGGACCCGAGGAUGCACGUUACGAAGACGCUACGUCGAGAUGGAACGAUUUUGCCAAGCCAAAGUUCCAGAUCGUCAUCGAGCCUGGCCAGGAAUCCGAUGUAGCCAGUAUUGUAAAAUACUGUAACGAAAAGAGCAUUGAGUUCUUGGCCAUCAACAAGGGUCAUGGAUAUCCCUCUAGUCUCGGAUCAUUCAACGGCGUGCAGAUCAACCUUGCACAAUUCAGAAGCAUCACCAUUCAGCCCAAUGGCAAGUCUGCUUGGUUUGGAGGCGGGGUGUUCGAUGGCCAAGCCAACAGAUACCUUUGGGAUCAGGGAUACGUCACGACCACUGGCUCCUGCGAUUGCGUGGGCAUGAUGGGCCCAGGCCUUGGUGGUGGCCACGGCCGCCAUGAAGGUCCUCACGGCAUGAUCAGCGAUAACAUUCUUCAGCUCAAUGUUGUUCUUGCAGAUGGAACUGCCGUUCGUGUCAACAACACCAGCCACAGUGAUCUCUUAUGGGCUAUGAAGGGUGCGGGUCACAACUUUGGUAUUGUCACCAGCUUCGAGAUGAAAGUCUAUCCCCGCGGUCCUGACACCUGGCACUACCAUAACUAUGUGUGGCGUGGAGACCAGCUCGAAGCUGUCUUCACUGCCCUCAACAAUUUCCACGGAAAUGGCUCAACCCCGGUCAACAUGACAACCAACUUCGGAAACAUGUUGUUGGAUACCACCGUUUCGGAUAAGGAGCCUGUCCUCUGGUGGACGUUUGCCUACCGUGGAUCCGCUGCUGAAGCAGAAACACUCCUGGCCCCAUUCAAUGCCAUCGAGGCUGUACGGGAUGAGCAGGGAGAUGUUCCCUUUCCAAAGGUGGCUGCUGCACAGCAGACUGAUGAGAACAGUGCCAUUUGUCAACACAACAAAGUCCGAAUCACCGCCACAGCCGGUCUUCAGGUGUACAACCUGACCGCCGAGCGCCUUAUCUUUGAAGGUUUCAAGAAACGCAUUGCCAGCGACCCAACAUUUGCCGCAGGAGCUGCUGUGACCCACGAAGGCUACUCCACUGCCGGAACGGAUGCCCAGAAUUCCAACGACUCAGCCUACCCCUUCCGCGAUGACCAUCAUCUCAUGCUGAUUCAAAUCGUCAUCCCUCCUAACAACAAGACCAUCGAACAGGAGGCCUGGAAAUGGGCCAAGGAGGUGAGAGACCAGUGGAACCAGGGCCAGCCUACCAGACCAGUCAAUGCUUAUGUCAAUUAUGCCAACGGGUUUGAGUCUGUGGAGGAGCAGUAUGGACAUGAGGCGUGGCGGUUGAAGAAGCUUCGGGAUCUCAAGGCCAAGUAUGACCCUUUCAACCGUUUCCGGUUCUACAAUCCCAUCAUCGGGAAGAAGACCGUUGGCCCCAUUUAAGGUGAUACAGAUGAAAGAUCCUCUAGAAGUCAACCUCGGGAUAAAUGUAUCUAGAUUCUCUACUACCUCACCUACGGUUCGUAUUCAAUCUU